UUCCCCACCCUCUGACGGGAAGACUGGAUUGUAGGCUGAGGGGCCAUCACAGCCUCUCCCACAUGGCAUUUACUGCCACAGCUCCAAGGCACCUGCUCCAGGCCCUGAGCAGCUUAAAGCUCCCGGCGGUCCGUAGAAGCCCACAUCCUGGCAGUGUCCUGCACCACCCAGCUGGAGAGCCGGAGAGUCUCUUUUGACGAGUCAGUAACCACUGUGACUGCUGUUGUAGACACAUGCAGAGUUGAGCUAGACUUCACACUGAGCAGCUGCAGUCGGAGAAACCAGAGAAAGCGCCACCCAGCCCCAGAUUCCAAGAGGCCUGCUGGGGACUCCCUUCUCUUCCUCCUCCUUCUUCUGAGACCCCAAAGCCACUGUUUCACACCAGCUCCUGAGCUACAAUGGGACUGGCAGCCACCGCCCCCUGGCUGUCCUCCGCCCUGCCUAGCAGAUAGGGCGGUAGCUGCCCCAGGAGUACCUGCCCCCUCUCAGCCUGGGCCAGCCCUUCCUGACUUGGUGGCCACCUUUGCUGACCCGAGGCCAUGUAGGUCCUAGCUCAGGCCUCUGGACACACUGCUGGGGACAGUGCCUCUGCUCUCAGGGGGCACCCAGUGCACCACCAUGCUCUGGGGACUCGCCUGGUUAUACUGUCUUGAGAUCCUACUUGGCAUGGCUUUGGGGAAUGAGAAUUUGGAGAUGUGGACUCUGACCCAAGACAAGGAGUGUGACCUUACAGGCUACCUUCGGGUCAAGCUGCAGUACAAGAACCGGCUUCAGUACAUGAAACAUUACUUCCCCAUCAACUACAAGAUCGCUGUGCCUUAUGAGGGGGUACUCAGAGUCGCCAACAUCACGAGGCUGCAGAAGGCCCGUGUGAGCGAGCGGGAGCUGCGGUAUCUGUGGGUCUUGGUGAGUCUCAACGCCACGGAGUCCGUGUUGGAUGUGCUGCUCCAGGGACACCCAUCCUGGAAGUACCUGCAGGAGGUUCAGACAUUGCUGGAGAAUGUUCAGCAGAGCCUCAUGGAUGUGGAGAUCGGCCCUCAGGUGGAAGCCGUGUUAUCUCUUCUAAGUACACCAGGCCUAAGCCUGAAGCUGGUGCGGCCCAAAGCCUUGCUGGACAACUGCUUCCGGGUCAUGGAGCUGCUGUACUGCUCUUGCUGUAAACAAAGUCCCAUCCUCAAAUGGCAGGACUGUGAGCUGCCAAGUCUCCAUCCCCACAGUCCGGGGUCCUUGAUGCAAUGUGCAGCCGCCAACGUGUACCCUCUGCCUCGGCAGCCCCCCACCUCCUUGCCCACUUCCCCAGGCUCAAGCCAUGGUCCGUUACCCUGAGCGGUCUGCGCGUUGACCCUAGGUCGGGCCACUGGAUGUUCUCCAGGAACUGGCCUGGGUCCGACCUUCCGGGAUGGUGGGUAGGUAGACCUGCAGGAAAGGCCUCCUGAGAAAGGUGUGGUGCCUUCUUUUCCACCGCCAGGCUCAGCACCCUGCCUUUUGUACCCAUGUGACACCACCUGGAGCCGCAGGGGAGAGGUGUGGAGGGAAGGCUGGUGGCUGCCCCCACAGCCACCCUACCUGUGGCUGGUUCUGAAAUCUACCAACGCUGUUGCCCCACAGGUGGGAGGAUGGAGGCGGGGUGUCACACAUUAUUCUGGGACUCGCUGGGGCUUCCCAGUUGUGCUGAAUGUGGGGUGCUGAGCUGAGGACUGACCAAGUGCCGUAUCUUGCCACGCCAAUGCUCUUCUGGUUCCCUUUUCUAUUAAAAUGGCCACUUGUUUGG
Messenger RNA from Peromyscus californicus insignis, 1771 nucleotides. RefSeq names its product interleukin 34 (gene Il34). The coding region runs from base 619 to 1326 and encodes 235 amino acids. The transcript has 8 exons. Gene Ontology annotation, molecular function: cytokine activity; macrophage colony-stimulating factor receptor binding. Gene Ontology annotation, biological process: positive regulation of monocyte differentiation; positive regulation of cell population proliferation; positive regulation of macrophage differentiation. The record is from RefSeq and is a predicted model, not a curated record. NCBI's taxonomy places the organism in Eukaryota, Metazoa, Chordata, Mammalia, Rodentia, Cricetidae.